AGCCAGGGAAAGUGGUUCGUCAAGCGCGCUGCCCGCUGGAGGGCCCGGUGUGGCUGUGUCUGUUUUACCGGAGAGGGAGAGACGUGACUUCACUGUGACACGCAGGUCCCUUGAAACCAGUCCUCGCUGGCGUCGAGCCCUUAACAACCUGAGUCACUUUUUCUGGGUAAACAAAGAGAAUGAAAAUGCGCAGCACUGGAGUGAAGGAAGCGGGGAGCCGGGGAGCGGUCUGGGGUCACAAGAGGGCUCUGGAGCGACCACGCAGGUAUUUGCCCAAGUCCUUCCUUCCGUGGCUGUACUCUGAAUAACGUCGUGGGAAGCAGAAACCAGGGACCGGACUGUUUUUUACCAGCAGCGUCUCCCUUCUUCCGCCUCGCCUCCAAACCCGCCUUGGGAACCGGGUGUGGCACAGUGCCCGUGGAUGCCAAGCAGAGCGGAUAAUGUCAGGAACUUAGUGGGGUGACAAAAUCCUGAGAACCUGGUGGUUACAGUAAGAAGACUCCGAUUUGGACAGUCUUGCCUGCAGCUCGGUUAACAGGGAACACGCCACUCGACCUGACCCUUAAAAGGCUACAUUUGCUGGAGUUCAGACUGAAGAUUGGGGCCAGUUUAUGCACAUCUGUGACAUAAUUAACACUGCCCACGAUGGGCCAAAAGAUGCAGUAAAAGCUUUGAAGAAAAGGAUUUCGAAAAACUACAAUCAUAAAGAAAUCCAACUCACCUUGUCACUUAUUGACAUGUGCAUGCAGAACUGUGGUCCAAGUUUCCAAUCUCUGAUUGUGAAGAAGGAAUUCAUUAAAGAUAGUCUGGUUAAGCUUCUGAACCCCAGAUACACCUUGCCAUUAGACAUUCAGCAUAGAAUCUUGAAUUUCAUCAAGACUUGGUCGCAAGGUUUCCCAGGAGGUGUGGAUGUCAGCGAAGUGAAAGAAGUGUACCUUGACCUUCUCAAGAAAGGUGUUCAGUUUCCUCCCUCAGAUGCAGAGGCUGAAACAGCAAGACAAGAGGCCACUCAGAUCUCCUCGAAUCUACCAACCUCUGUUCCUACCGCACCAGCUCUUCCUUCUGUAAUUGUUCCCAAGAGCUCUACUCUUACACUGGUCCCAGAACAGAUUGCAAAAUUGCACAGUGAAUUGGAUAUGGUGAAAAUGAAUGUGAGAGUGAUGUCCGCCAUAUUGAUGGAGAAUAUUCCUGGAUCUGAAAACCGUGAAGACAUAGAGCUUCUGCAGAAACUUUAUAAGACAGGUCGAGAGAUGCAGGAGAGGAUCAUGGACCUGCUCAUAGUGGUGGAGAAUGAAGAUGUAACUGUUGAGCUAAUUCAGGUGAAUGAGGAUUUGAAUAACGCCCUCCUUGGAUGUGAGAGAUUCACUCGGAAACAACAAAGGAUUUUGGAGCAAAAUAGGAACCAGGGGGAAGAUGCCAAUACUGCCAGUGAACCUUCUGCCCCAUCUUGUGAUCUCUUGGGCCUUAGACUCAGUCCUCCAAUGCCUAGGGCCUCUCUGGGAGAACUCAACACCACGAAUGCUCAGCUUUCAGACUUAAAUUUCAACUCUCCAAGUCCUGUUGUAACAAACAACUUGAACCCCAGUCUUCAUCCACAGGUGGAUUUACUAGCCUUGGAAAAUACAGAAACACCCCUGUUUGCCCAAAGGACCAGCCAGAACAUCACCUCAAGUCCUACAUAUGAAAGUUUUCUUCAGUUUCCAGAAUAUUCAAAUUCAGUACUACAGCCAGUUAGUCUGCAGAACAUUCCAGCAACACUGUCAAGCCAGAGACCGCCUUCCUUGCCCAGCAAUCAUCCAGCAAUGACAAAGAAUGAUCUCCAGCCACCCAAUUACUACAAGGUAAUGGAGUUUGAUCCCUUAGCUCCUGCUGUCGCUACAGAAGCUGUUUAUGAAGAAAUUGAUGUUCAUCACCAGAAAGGAGCUCCAAGUCAUAGUGACUGUUGAGGUGAAAGUGGAUGACCAGCUCACUAACUACAUUAGAGGUGCCAACUCUAAAAUGUAGACCCUGUGCAGCUUUGAGGCCCGGAAGACAAGACCUACCAGUACAUCAGAAGCUUGGUGGAACAUUUUUCCUCGGCAAUAAUGAAGUUUCACAGAAGAGUAACAGUUCCAGAGGAAUAUUUACGCUUCCAGACCACAGUUUAAACUUUAUCUCAAAAGAACUUGGGUUAACAUAUAUUCACUUAAAACUUCAGAAGAAAAAUCCAUUGUACUGAGGCCAAGUAGUUUAAUGAUAGCAUCUUAGGUUUCACAGGGCUUCCUACCUUUAGAAAAGAAAUCCUCACACAGCUGUGAUGAGUAGAUGAAGAUUUUUAUUACAAAAUUAUGAAGACUAUUGAGUGCCUUCAUUUAACUAAGUUGAAUGUAAAAGUCAAUUUGUACUUUUUUAUAAUACUUGUUUAGAAUUAGAAUUAUAACUUGUAAAAGCCUUCAUGAUUUAUAUUUCAGGUACCCUGAAGAGGUCACUGGACUGUUCAUUAAAGUUGCCUUGAAAUAUGAUUCUUUAUAAUACUAGAUGAUCUUUUUUUCUCCCCUUUUUACUGUAAUAUUUCUAUUUGGAACAAACACUACUGGAAAACAUUCAGAAUAAAUUGUGCAUUCAUUUAUGUCA
Molecule: messenger RNA, 2613 nt
Organism: Mirounga angustirostris (Northern elephant seal)
Lineage: Eukaryota; Metazoa; Chordata; Mammalia; Carnivora; Phocidae
Gene: TOM1L1
Product: target of myb1 like 1 membrane trafficking protein
Exons: 16
Coding region: 612-1946 (444 amino acids)
Biological process (GO): signal transduction
Cellular component (GO): endosome; membrane
Molecular function (GO): clathrin binding; phosphatidylinositol binding; ubiquitin binding
Source: RefSeq, a predicted model, not a curated record